Molecule: messenger RNA, 1181 nt
Organism: Salvia miltiorrhiza (redroot sage)
Lineage: Eukaryota; Viridiplantae; Streptophyta; Magnoliopsida; Lamiales; Lamiaceae
Exons: 3
Coding region: 317-1144 (275 amino acids)
Molecular function (GO): ATP binding; ATP hydrolysis activity
Source: RefSeq, a predicted model, not a curated record
UUAUUUUUACAGAUUUCGUUAAUGACAUGGCAUGGCAGCCAGAUUGAAAGGGAAGUUAGGAGUUCAUAAUGAAGCAGAUAAGUUUGUUGUCAAUUUGAGAUAUAGAACAUGUAAUUGUAGAUUUGGGAUGUUAAUCCGGCUGCCUUGUCAGUAACGAUUUGGGGUGCAAAACCAGAAAAUGAGAAUUGUACUACAUUUUUUAAACUUUAAAGUGCAAUUUGAUAUUUCAUUUUCAUGUAUUCUAUUUUUAUGAAAAAGACUUAAUUACUAUAUUGGGCGUGAGCUUAGGUAGAACAAUAUUAAGUACAACGGUGGGAUGAAGGGGAAGAUGGAUGAAUUAGAGUUGGAGCUAUCGAAGAUAGUAGGACUACACGAGCUGAAGCUGCAGCUUCGAAAAUGGGCCAAGGGCAUGCUCUUGGACGAGAAGCGCCGUGCCACGGGCGUAGACCUCGGCCCCAGGAAACCGCCUCACAUGGCCUUCCUUGGAAACCCCGGGACAGGCAAGACUACAGUUGCAAGAAUCCUAGGAAAGCUACUCUGUUGUGUUGGUGUUCUGUCUUCUGAUAAGGUAACGGAGGUGCAACGAACGGAUUUAGUCGGGGAAUAUAUCGGCGAAACUGGUCCAAAGACUAGGGAAAAGAUUGAAGAAGCAAUGGGUGGGAUUUUGUUUGUGGACGAAGCAUAUCGUCUAGCUUCAGACAUAAAUUAUGACUUCGGCAAGGAAGCACUGGAAGAGAUCAUGUCAAUGUUGGAGGAUGGCCAUCUACUUGUGAUCUUCGCGGGCUACACGAACCCCAUGAAGGGCGUCUUCUCUUGCAACGAAGGCUUCUGCAGGCGGGUAACUCACUUCUUCCAGUUCGAUGAUUUCAGCUGUAGGGAGCUCGCGGAGAUGCUGCUGCUGAAGAUGAGCAAGCAGGAUAAGAAGAGCCGGUUGUGCGGGUUUAAGCUCGAUUCCUGCUGCAGUCUUGAUGCUGUGGAGUCGGUUAUAGAGAGGAAGUCGAGCGAGGUGGAUCAUAUGCUCAACAAUGCCAGAGAGAAUCUUAAUUCUAGGGUCAGCUUUGAGGCCGAAGGCGACGAGCUGUUGACCAUCACGUUGAGCGAUUUGGAGGCCGGCCUCGAGCAGCUGGUGCGGCGGUUGUGUUGAUGAGGAAUAGAAGAUUAAGGUUGUUGAUGGAGGAAGU